This is a messenger RNA of Aplosporella prunicola CBS 121167, 2738 nucleotides long. RefSeq lists its product as uncharacterized. Bases 178 to 2463 code for a protein of 761 amino acids. The record is from RefSeq and is a predicted model, not a curated record. Gene Ontology annotation, molecular function: zinc ion binding; DNA-binding transcription factor activity, RNA polymerase II-specific; DNA binding. NCBI's taxonomy places the organism in Eukaryota, Fungi, Ascomycota, Dothideomycetes, Botryosphaeriales, Aplosporellaceae. The transcript is spliced from 3 exons. Gene Ontology annotation, biological process: regulation of DNA-templated transcription; DNA-templated transcription.
CGGAAGGGGUUACCUGUUGAAAACCCAAAUCCGUGCCCGCAUCGUGCGCUUUAAGCUCCCUGCCCUGUCUAUAGCAGGGUGGUGGCUGACGACGCACCCGCAAUAGCAAGACGAACAGGAUGACUCUCGCUGUCACUUACCUUGACUUUAUAAUCCCCAAUACCACGCCGACUCACCAUGCCCACACCAGCGAGCGCGCUAAGCUGCAUCACCUGUCGGGCGCGGAAGAUACGCUGCGACAAAACCCAGCCAUGUUCUGCGUGCACGCGCUCCGGCGUCGAGUGUAUCUUUCCUUCGCAACGUGCGCAGCGGCGCAAGCAGGGCCGACGCAAUGAAGAGCUUCUGCGGAGACUAGACCAUCUGGAAGGCCUCGUCGAAAGAUUGGGCGGCGAGGUCGCCGUCACCGCCAGAGCUGCAAAAGGCAAGCCUCUGGAGGAGCAAGCCGAAACCUCCGAGUACGCCGAGCAAUGGCUGGGUGGCUUGCCGCCGAGGGCAGGCCAAGGUGCACCGAAAGAGGAAGGGACGCAUCCUGUAAUGAAGGAGGACGGAGGGAGGUAUUUGAGCGAGGACUUUUGGACGAGCUUGAGUGGCGAGGUAGAGGGCUUGAGAGAACUUCUGAACGAGCCGUCAUCCGAAGAUGAGGAUGACUCGACUCGGGUGAGCGUUAACUCACCAGCCUCAGCAGACCCAUACGAAAGACGCCUCCUGAACAGUCUGUUUAUCUUCAGUGGCGACAUGGAGUCGGCCGAUCUACGCUGGGUCCAUCCGCCUGGUCCACAGAUCGAGAUGCUCUCCGAUGUCUAUUUCGACCGCAUCGAUCCCACCUUCAAAUUGUUGCAUAAGCCAACCGUCAACCCAUGGCUUCUAGCUGCUGCGGCAGAUGCAGCAAACAUCCCCCGGAGCGGCGGUGUAGAAGCAUUGAUGUUUGCCAUGUACUAUGCAGCCGUCAUUAGUCUCUCUGACGCCGACUGUCUUAAAGUGUUGGGCAAGGACAGGACAAAUUUGGCAGCUCAGUACAGGCACUGCACCGAGAUCGCAUUGGCAAAUGCGGAUUUCUUGAACAGUAAAGAACUCGAAACAUUGCAGGCGUUUGUACUUUAUUUGGUAUGCCUUCGCUGCCAUAACCGGACACGCUCCGUAUGGACCCUCGUCAGUCUUGCCGUGCGUAUCGCGCAAGAUAUGAAUCUCCAUCGUGACGGCGGAGUAACGGGUUUCUCCCCAUAUGAAACCGAACUCCGUAGGCGUUUGUGGUGGCAGAUAGUUGUCUUGGACAUCCGUGCUUGCGAAGACCGCGGUUCUUUCCCGUUAAUAGACCAGAGUGUCUGCAGCACAAAAAUGCCUCUUAACAUCGACGAUGACGACAUUAACCCCAGCACUCGAACAACGCCAAGGGAGAAGAUAGGUUGCACCGAAAUCACAUUCUCCAAGCUCUGUCAGGAGGCCUCAAUGGUCGCACCAAGGUUUUUCAGCCCUGUUCCGGCGGAUGUCAAUAGUGAUGAGAAACGGGAACAGUGGCAGAAGAACAUACAGCAGGAAGUUGAGACCUUCAAAGAGCGCCUGAUAAAUAAGUACGUCAAGCACUGUGAUCCCACGAUCCCGAUACAGCACACAGUUUCCCAGGUCAGCCAGAUUGUUGUCGCAGAAUUCUGGCUUCUGGUUCACUAUCCGAUCCAGACGCGUCGAUAUGCGUUCAAGAGCAACGCCACAAAAACGGAAAUCCUGGAAGUUGCCAUUAUGCAUUUGAGACUGGACUAUGAGCUAGUAACUCACCCUGUCACUACCAAGUACAAGUGGUACUACGAGACUUAUGUGCAGUGGCACCCACUUGCCGUUGCCCUUGCUGAAUUGUGCGUUCAGACAAGAGGUCCAGCAGUGGAUAAAGCAUGGGCGAUUGUGGACACGGUGUACGAACGAGCGAGGAGCAGAGUCACAGAUGUGAGCCUCUGGAGGCCAGUUAAGAAACUAUACCGGAAAGCGAGGCUUGCGCGCACUCAAGCUCUGCGCAAUGCCAGUGCAUGCAUGGGUGGUGAAAGCGCAGCGUCCACAAGGGCAAGAAGCGCAACCGCACCCGUUACCUGUCCCGGUACCACAGCGGGCUCCACCAUUCCGCGACUCCCACUCGAAAACUUCGACAUCAACACUACCGCCCCUAUGAAUAUGAACCCUUUUGCUAUUCCUUCCGAGCCGACACCACACAAUGCACCAGCUCAUGCAACAUCUUCAAGUUCGCACCCGCCGCUCCCACAAGGUCAAAUGCCGUUAGCUACAAUGCCGAUGUCAACAAGCCACGAAUUCAAUAUCAUGUCAGCAGAAAGCAUGGCCAACAUGAACCUAGACAGCUACGGAGAUCCGGUCAACUGGCAAGAUUGGGACGAGUUUGUCCGGAGCACAUGGGCCGUAGAGGAUCCGAACCAGCAAGACAAAACGAACACGCCGGAGUGGGAACUCGGGUAUUGGGGAUGAAGUUGAAAAUGACUUUCUUCCCUAAGGUCCUUCUUGCUUUGAUCUGGUUGGGCAUUAGACUUCCGUUUGCCAAGCAACAGGUGGCAACCUCGUCUUGAGUACUGGGAUAUUGUGAUAAGGUGGAGAGCUACGCAAGCAGUUGUCCUUAAAUUGCGGGCUGUCUAACACAUCUCAUGCUGCUAGAUCGGCCUGUUUAUGUUGGGUUCUUUUACUACUUUGUUUCUGUUUCCCGCGAGCAAGGUGUCUGGUGAAAACGGCGGGGUUUUUGAGCGGCG